This is a messenger RNA of Effrenium voratum, 795 nucleotides long. The record is from the annotation of a GenBank genome assembly. NCBI's taxonomy places the organism in Eukaryota, Dinophyceae, Suessiales, Symbiodiniaceae.
AUGGCGCUGCUCUCGGCAGCCGCCAGCACGAGGAAUUGGGAUGAGGUGGAUAGACUGCUGAAGACGGGCAAGGCUGAUGUCAACAAGGCAGACAGGUCAGGAAUGACUUGCCUGAUGUGGACUGCGCAGUGGGACAAUGUCAAGAUAGCUCGGGAGUUGAUCAACCAGGGGGCCAAUGUGAAUGCUGCCAGCAGCCACGGGGUCACGCCGGUGAUCUUCGCCGCAGACGGCAACGCCCGGGACAUCGUGCGCCUGCUCAUCCAGCACCAGGCAGACCUCGAGGUGAAGUCCCGGCACGGCAUGUCGGCCCUGCUGACGGCGGCGAGGAGCGGGGCGGCGCCCACGCUCAAGGUCCUUCUCGAGGGCCAGGCCGACGUCAACGUCAAGGAUUGCGGCAUGACGGCCCUCAUGUACGCGGCGGAGGAGGGCCACGCCGACGCUGUGCAGGUUUUGCUGGAGCACGGCGCUGCAGUGAACUUCCAAGACCGAGAUGGGCAGAGCGCUCUCAUUUACGCGGCGAAGAAGAAUGCGACGCUGCGGCCACGGCAUAACUUUGCGCCUAUGGUGGACUACAUUGCCUACACCUCGCAUCUACCCUCGGUCCUGGAGCUGCUUUUGAUGGGCAAGGCGGACGUGGCGCCUUGGAAGCCAGAGCGAGCCGAUUCCAGAGGUCAGCCUGCGAGCUCUUCCAUGCAGGAGCUGCGAGACAGGGAUGGCAAGAAGGCAUUGGACUAUGCAGGUGCCAAGUCCUACCACCUCUUGGAGUCCUGGGUAAAUCGCGAAGCACUUGAGUGA